This is a messenger RNA of Drosophila biarmipes, 2875 nucleotides long. Its product is annotated as elongation of very long chain fatty acids protein AAEL008004. Gene Ontology annotation, cellular component: endoplasmic reticulum membrane. Lineage: Eukaryota; Metazoa; Arthropoda; Insecta; Diptera; Drosophilidae. The record is from RefSeq and is a predicted model, not a curated record. Gene Ontology annotation, biological process: fatty acid elongation, saturated fatty acid; fatty acid elongation, polyunsaturated fatty acid; very long-chain fatty acid biosynthetic process. Gene Ontology annotation, molecular function: fatty acid elongase activity. Bases 423 to 1580 code for a protein of 385 amino acids. The transcript has 11 exons.
AGAAGUCAAGCGCGCGCUAAUCGCAGUCGACUCUCGCCCGCUAGUGUGCGAAAGCCAAGCCAUUGCGAAAGCAAUCACUCUGCAAAGUUCUUUGGCAACACUUUGUGAAAUACUCGGGCCGUGCAAUUUCUGUGUUGUGGUUUGCAGCUCUCAGUUUUCGGUCUCCAGUGAUUUACCAACCGACCUGCUGCUGGCUGCCUUCGGUUGCGGAUUCGAGUUGUUCGAAAAUCCGCUUGACCCGCAUCAAGUGCACUAAAUUCCAACACUAAAACCUGAUCUGAAUCGGGACGCGGUUCCUGGAAGUCAAGACUUUAACCACCAAACUAAUUGUACAAUCAGCGAGGAACACGAACUGCAAGUAAUCGUUUAGAAGGACUGCACUGUGAGCAGAGGAAAAGCACCAACCACUACACAGCAACACAAUGGCCUUAAUUAUGAAAUACAUCGACAGCAUAAGCAGAUACAUAGACUCACAUAGUGACUCAAGGACAAAAGGCUGGCCCAUGAUGUCGUCCCCAUUUCCCACACUGGCCGUUUGCCUCACAUACGUGUAUCUGGUCAAGGUGCUAGGACCCCGGUUAAUGGAAAAUCGAAAGCCGCUGCAUCUGCAGAACACACUAGUCAUGUACAAUGCCAUACAAGUUGUGUUCAGCGCGUGGCUCUUCUACGAGUGCUUGAUGGGCGGCUGGUGGGGCUCGUACAGCUUCCGGUGCCAGCCGGUGGACUACACAGAUAGUCCCACAUCCCGGAGAAUAGGCAUUUCCGGUUGGCUAACUGGACAUUAUAGCUUCCGAUGUCAGCCAGUCGACUAUAGUAAUAAUCCUAGAACGUUAAGGAUGGUUCAUGCCUGCUGGUGGUACUACUUUUCGAAGUUCACCGAAUUCAUGGAUACGAUUUUCUUCGUGUUGCGCAAGAAGACCAGCCAGGUUACCACGCUGCAUGUCAUCCAUCACGGCUGCAUGCCCAUGUCGGUCUGGUUCGGCGUUAAGUUCACCCCGGGUGGCCACAGCACCUUCUUCGGCCUGCUCAACACCUUCGUCCACAUCGUGAUGUACACGUACUACAUGUUCUCGGCCAUGGGUCCGCAGUACCAGAAGUACCUCUGGUGGAAGAAGUACCUGACCACCCUGCAGAUGGUCCAGUUCAUCCUGAUUAUGGUGCACGCUUUCCAGCUGCUCUUUAUCGAUUGCAACUACCCGAAGGCGUUCGUCUGGUGGAUCGGCAUGCACGCCGUCAUGUUCUUCUUCCUGUUCAACGAGUUCUACAAGGCAGCCUACAGGAGCCGCAUGAUGAAAAAGAACGGAGCUCUGGCCAACGGACAUGCCAAGCCCAACGGCUAUUGCAAGAGUAUCAACGCCCAUGACGACCUGGCCAUGCCGCAGCAAACGGAGUCGGCGACGCCCGUAUCAAAAGCCAACGGGAGCACAAACGUUCAGACCAAUGGCCAUGCGAAUGGCCUGGCCAAUGGCUACAGCAGCGCGCACAAGGGUGCAAACGGCGGGCUCUUGACGAACGGAUAUGCCACCAAGCUCCUGGACGACGCCUCCCAGGAACUGAAACAGCGAAAGACGCCGAAAUAAUAUCGGGGCAAGGAAGGGCGCCGCCAGCACAGAGCUUAGGACAUGGCGACGGCUGCCGUGCCAGGACCAUCCUGGGAGGGGGCGAAGCUCCACAGUCAUUUCCACAGGCAAUCUUUUCUUCACUUCAACUCACUACCCUACAUCGAAGACCAUUCACACACAACAUUUCGCGUGAUGACACACUAUACGUUCAUUUGGGAAAGCAUGCCGAGCAAGCGCAGAUUGUGGAGUUCGAAACCCAAACUACCACUGCAUGCGCAAAGUAUAUUUUCCAAGAGCCCAGCCGAGCAUGAAAAUACGCUAAUGGUAUGCCUGCGUGCAUAUUGAAGCAUAUGCAAAUGUAUAGGCAUUGCGAAUGCAUAUGCGCCCAUUCUUCUACUUUGAACAUGAUUUGUUGUUUCUUUUCUAUAACUACUUUAGUUGUACAAAGCUUACUUAUCAUAAGUACCCCAGCGGAUUGUAUAAUACAAAAACAAAACAAAUCAAGAUUUCAACUAAACAACAAUAUAAACGGAAGCCCAGCAUAAACACUUUAAAAACUAAAGCUAAUGCUUGUUACACUUAUUUUGUGUGAGAGCAAGGAAUUCAACUAUUUAAGCCUAGAAUUUAACUAUAUAUGUGUAUAUAAAUACAUAUAUUAUUAAAAUAAAUAUAAAUAUAAAAAAAACAGAAGCCAACGGCAAAUUUUGUAAAUGUAUAAAUAAAAACCAAUUUAAUUUAAAAUUAGGCACAAUAAUUGUUAAAAAAUAGAACAGUCAUUCAUUGCAAAAAAGUAAGAAAGCUAAAAAAAAACACAAACGCAAGUAUUUGACACAUUUUGUGAAACGUUUCAAAGUAUACAAAAAAAAAAAUAAUGUACGAAGACAUUAAGAAUUCACAGGCUAUUACCCAUAAAGUUUCAUUAAUUUAUUACAAGUAAUUAUGCGGCAAAAAAUUCAACGCGAUUUGAAUUUGGAUCUUUGAUCAUUUUUAACGGUGCAUACCCCAAACAUCCACAGUACAUCAUUAUUGAAAACAAAUAGAAAAUACAAAUAGUAAUAGCCAUAAGAGCGAUCCACUUGAAACCGAGCAUGAAAAUCAGUAAAUUGUUGGAAUCAAAUAAACAAAAUAGACUGUAAGUCCCACAUUCUAGAUAUGCAGUUGCCAUACUUUUUGUAUGCGUAAUAGCCAUUUUUGUGGAGCAGUAUGUAAACAUUACCUAUGUAGUUAUUAUUAUACAAAAUACAAAAACACAUGUCUAGAAAAUUAGGUGAAAAUGGAGUGGAGAAUUUUUUCAAUAAAAACACUAAACUGAA